UCUGGACCAACUUCCGGUGUGUUGUUGUCGAUUUCCCAGGGUUCCACGGGGUAUUUCCUUCUCUUCUCUUGGACUGUCUUUUCGUGAAGGCAGACCCAAAGCCAUCAUGGCGGUCCUCAGACCCCUUACCAAACCGAAUAUCGUGAAGAAAAGGACCAAGAAGUUUAUUAGGCAUCAAUCAGACCGCUAUGUUAAGAUCAAGAAAAACUGGCGGAAACCGAGAGGUAUUGAUAACAGGGUCCGCAGGCGCUUCAAAGGACAGAUGCUGAUGCCAAACAUUGGUUAUGGUAGCAACAAGAAGACCAAACACAUGCUGCCCACUGGGUUCAAGAAGUUCCUGGUCCACAAUGUCAAGGAACUUGAAGUCCUUUUGAUGAGUAACAAGAGCUACUGUGCCGAAAUUGCCCAUAACGUCUCCUCAAAGAACAGGAAGCUGAUCGUGGAGCGGGCGGCUCAGCUGGCUAUUAAGGUCACGAACCCCAACGCAAGAUUGCGCAGCGAGGAGAACGAAUAAUCUGGCUUUUGGUGUAUUUACAAUAAAGUGAAAUAUGUUAAA
Messenger RNA from Electrophorus electricus (electric eel), 556 nucleotides. It is a transcript of the gene rpl32, whose product is annotated as ribosomal protein L32. The record is from RefSeq and is a predicted model, not a curated record. Gene Ontology annotation, molecular function: structural constituent of ribosome. Gene Ontology annotation, biological process: translation. Gene Ontology annotation, cellular component: ribosome; cytosolic large ribosomal subunit. Lineage: Eukaryota; Metazoa; Chordata; Actinopteri; Gymnotiformes; Gymnotidae.